AUGGCUUCCGCUACUUACAGCUGCACUAACGAGCAACAUAUUGUUUAUCAACCUCUGGUUGAACCAGAAAUUUUUUACCCCACUCCCCCUUCUCUCCAGAUUGAAUUAACCUUCUUCAUUCUACUCCGACGCACGCGCCAUUAUCGCUUGAUCGAUCACUUGGUCGAUCUUGACGACGAUUACAGUUUGUUUUCCCAAGAAACCAUGCGUUUUGAUCUCGAUGUUUUGCAAAGCUAUGAUCGGACUUACCAAAUCCUUUCUCCCAUGCUAGUAAGACUCAAAGUCAACCCCAACGCUCGUCGGCCCCGUGCCAUCAUCGAUGAAAUCAUCCGACAAGGAUGUAGCGUCGAAACCUCGGAGUCCAACAAGGAAAGUCAAGUCUGGCCUUUGCAUGCAAUGCUAUGGGUAACGAUUGUGCAACAUGUGAACGAGGAAGAGGAAGAGGAGGAUUUGAUCGAAAGAGCUCUGGAAGAAUCGGCAUCGGAGUUUGAAUCAAGCAACUAUAACAUGGUUCCAGCCAAGGAGUCAUCCAUCAAGAACAUGCUGAAGAGCGUUCGAGUGGAAGCUGUAGAGUGUGAUCAAAAAGGUGAAGAAAGAAUCAUGGAAAGGCUUUUGGAAACUGAAAACUGUGUUAUUUGUUUGGAGGAACUCAAGGUUGGAUCAGAUGCUUCUCGGAUGCCAUGUUCUCAUACUUUCCAUGGUGACUGCAUCGAAGAGUGGUUGAAGCAAAGCCACUAUUGCCCUAUUUGCCGGUUUGAGAUGCCGACAGAGUGA
Molecule: messenger RNA, 774 nt
Organism: Theobroma cacao (cacao)
Lineage: Eukaryota; Viridiplantae; Streptophyta; Magnoliopsida; Malvales; Malvaceae
Biological process (GO): protein ubiquitination
Cellular component (GO): cytoplasm
Molecular function (GO): ubiquitin protein ligase activity
Source: RefSeq, a predicted model, not a curated record